Messenger RNA from Penicilliopsis zonata CBS 506.65, 1178 nucleotides. RefSeq lists its product as hypothetical. NCBI's taxonomy places the organism in Eukaryota, Fungi, Ascomycota, Eurotiomycetes, Eurotiales, Aspergillaceae. Gene Ontology annotation, molecular function: DNA-binding transcription activator activity, RNA polymerase II-specific; transcription cis-regulatory region binding. The transcript has 4 exons. Bases 177 to 1010 code for a protein of 277 amino acids. Gene Ontology annotation, cellular component: RNA polymerase II transcription regulator complex. The record is from RefSeq and is a predicted model, not a curated record.
AGUCACCAGCUUACCUCAUAUGCCCUCGCAUCCUGGACUUCCAGGCCUACCGUUUCGACCGCGACAGCGCGAAUAGCUAUUGAGAGGGUGUGUCUGUCUGUGACUCUGGAGAGCCCACGCCUUUCUGCUUCUCUAUAUACUUUUCCUUUUCCCCAGCUCCCCCGCCGCGUGGUUCUAUGCAGCCCGCUCUGGCCCCCGCGCCGCAUCCCAGUAUGCAAUCCUCUGCUCAGGACCAUGCCGACCAGGUCCUUCACGACCAGCUGCUGGCAGCUCAGCAGCAUUUGGCCGCCCACGCGCCCGCGCGUGGGCAGGGCCAGCCGCCACCGCAGCAUCUGCAGCCGGCAGCGCCCUCGCGCGACCCGGCGAACAAUAACAUCGAUCCGGCCAUCGCGGGGACGGCCAUCAUGAGCGCGCCCCAGUCGGUCGAGCCGGACGGGGGGCAGGACCCCAAGACGUACGGGAAACGGCCGCUCUCGACUUCGAAGCGGGCCGCGCAGAACAGAGCUGCUCAGAGAGCCUUCCGGCAACGCAAAGAAACGUACAUCCGCAAGCUGGAAGAACAGUGCAAGGAGUUUGAACGGAUCAACGAGAGCAACAAGGCGUUGCAGGCCGAGAACUACCAGCUGCGCGAGUACAUCAUCAACCUGCAGUCCCGCCUUCUCGACUCGCAGGGCGAAGUGCCCGAGCUGCCUUCCAACAUCGACCUGAGCCAGCCGCGCCAGGAUGCCCAGCCCGCGACCACUGCCCAGGGAGGAGCUGCCGCCCAGACGGCCGCCUCGGCGGGCUCCCCCGGGCAGGCUGCUGCUGGGGCUGCUGCCUCGGCCUCCGCGGCUGGCGAGGAUCUGCAUUCGCUCAACCGUAUCGCCGUCGCCGGCCUGGGCAUGCGCAAGCACCCGCACGACGAGGCGUACCUGGGCAACGGCUUCACCAAGAGGCUGCGCAGCGAGGAGCAUCCCGGCGAUGCGGAGGCCAAGCAGGAGCCUCCCCACGGGCUGCCCAUUGUGACAUAAGAUGCCGGAGGCUGUCAUCUCGAAUCUCCUUUCCUUUUAUCAGGGUUACAACCGGGGAAUCAGCUGUUCCUCUUCUUUCUUCUCUUUGGUGUUGGCGCUUGGUGGUGUUUGUUCUCCGUUCCUCUCCAGCUGAGCUGUAUCUUAGCAUCUUAGUUUUUUUUUUUUUUU